Molecule: messenger RNA, 933 nt
Organism: Malaclemys terrapin pileata
Lineage: Eukaryota; Metazoa; Chordata; Testudines; Emydidae
Product: olfactory receptor 52E2-like
Exons: 1
Coding region: 1-933 (310 amino acids)
Biological process (GO): G protein-coupled receptor signaling pathway
Cellular component (GO): membrane
Molecular function (GO): G protein-coupled receptor activity; olfactory receptor activity
Source: RefSeq, a predicted model, not a curated record
AUGGCAGCUUUCAACUUCACCCCUUCUGACACUUCAUUAUUCAUCCUAAUGGGUAUCCCUGGCCUGGAAGCUGCUCAAGUCUGGAUUUCCAUCCCUUUCUUUAUGUUCUACAUUAUCAGCCUGUUGGGAAAUUUCACAGUUGUGUUUGUUGUAGGCAAAGAACAGAGCCUGCACAAGCCGAUGUACCUUCUGAUCUGCAUGCUGGCGCUCACAGAUAUUGGCAUGUCUACCUCCAUUGUGCCAAAGGCACUGUUUAUAUUUUGGUUCAAUUUGAAAGGCAUUACUGUGAAUGGCUGCCUUGCCCAGACAUUCUUCCUGUAUGCGAUUGCUGUUAUGCACUCAGCCAUCCUCGUGACAAUGGCCUUUGAUCGCUACAUCGCCAUAUGUAGCCCUCUGAGAUACGCCACCAUCCUCACCAACACACGAAUAGCUAAGCUGGGGCUAGUGGGUUUGACAAGAGCUGUUUUCUUCAUUCUGCCCGAGCCCCUGUUCUUGCGCAGGCUGCCAUUCUGUGCGAACCAGAUAAUCCCCCAUACAUACUGUGAUCACAUAGCUGUAGCAAAGAUGUCAUGUGGGGACAUCACAAUCAGCAGGGUGUAUGGCUUGCUGAUAGCAGUUAUAGUCAUUGGGUUCGACCUGACACUCAUUGGCUUGUCCUACAGUCUGAUCAUCAGGGCUGUCCUCAGAAUCUCCUCCAAGAAAGCCAACCUUAAAGCCCUCGAAACCUGCACAGCCCACAUCUGUGUCAUGCUGACAUCGUAUACUCCCAUCUUCUUCUCCAUUCUGACACAUCGGUUUGGUCAGGGCAUCGCUCCGCACACUCAUAUAAUCUUGGCCAACCUCUGUUUCAUCGUACCACCCAUGCUCAACCCUAUCAUUUAUGGGGUCAAAACCAAAGAGCUUCGUGACAAAGUGGGCAAAUGCAGAAGGUGA